This is a messenger RNA of Echinostoma caproni, 510 nucleotides long. The record is from the annotation of a GenBank genome assembly. Lineage: Eukaryota; Metazoa; Platyhelminthes; Trematoda; Plagiorchiida; Echinostomatidae.
AUCAAGUCGGUUACUGUGGAUCAUGCCUUGAGUCAUUUGGGUCGAGCGCAAGGUUUAGUUAAUCUGUUGCGGGGUUCCGUUCCUUUGGCCAGACGUCGUCGUGUUGUCGUGUUACCUCUGGCUUUGUUAAACAAGCACAAUUUAAAUCAAGAGAUGGUGUUACGCCUUCUGCUAGCCGACCCUAUUCAGAGCCAGUCAAACUCUUCGUUGGAAAAUCUUUUGGACAUGUAUCACGAUCUGGCUUCUGAAGCACAUCGCCACGCCUGUACAUCCGCUCAACUUGCGCGUCAAGCCAUUGUUGAGGCGAAAGCUAACGACAGGACCCAUUCUCGGCAUUAUCUUGUACGUCAGAUGCUCCCAAUCGUCCCGGUAGCAAACUAUUUACAUCGGUUGCGCACUUGGGCACACUUCGAUCCCCGUCGCAUAGACUCUUAUAUAGACGGGCUUCUUCCAGUAAAAUUAUCUUGGUAUGCCUGGUGCAACAAACUGCCACCCGAACCAAAAGCGUAG